Talaromyces rugulosus is the source of this 810-nucleotide messenger RNA. RefSeq lists its product as uncharacterized. The record is from RefSeq and is a predicted model, not a curated record. Bases 1 to 810 code for a protein of 269 amino acids. The transcript has 2 exons. NCBI's taxonomy places the organism in Eukaryota, Fungi, Ascomycota, Eurotiomycetes, Eurotiales, Trichocomaceae.
AUGGUCGCCAGCAAACCAGAAUGGCUCCUCGCCCCGCGCGACAUAAAACCAAACACAACAAUAACACUGGGUAAACUCAUCUGCAACCCAGCCAUCCCAGAAGGCCCACCCUAUCUCGCCCCGGCGCUGCCCAUCCCGCCAAACGCCACAUCUGAAUUCAACUACCCGUGGACCAGGGAAGUCAGCCACGAGCAAAGCGGAAUGAUCGGGAUCUUCGCCUCGUUCAUGGCGAGUUUUGGCAUAGGCGGUGAUGCCAGUGCACAGUUUGAGCGGCAGCAUAAAUCGCGCGUUGAGGUUGCGAGGCUACAGACGGUCAAGUUUGAGCCUGGGGAUGAGUAUUUGCAACGGACAUUGAAUUUGCCCGCGAACCUAGGGUUCCUUAAGGAGACCAGAUUCAGAAAGCCUAUUUAUGUUGUUACGGGGGUCAAGGUUGCAUAUGGCGGGCGGACCAGCAGGUCGAAUGCGAAGGCUCUGGGGGGCGAAGGAAGUAUCGGGCUCAAUCCUGCUGUUCCAGGGUUGCAGCUAGGACCAAAGGCCGGGCUGAGCCAGAAGAUUGAGGAGAGUGCAUUAUUCGCGCCGAAAGGAGAGGUUUGUCCGGAGAUGUUCACAAAAGGGGCUGUGUUUUCUCAAGAGGCCGCUCUAGAUGAGGAUAUCCCCAUGCAGCUAGAGAAGGCUGAAAUUGACGACAAUGAAAGUGGCGUGGAGCUUCUGGGGCUGGAGGAAGAGUGCUCAGGCCAAGACGAAUUCGGUCUGAACGGUCACGAUGCCUUGGAUGAAAGUGGUGAAGCUUGUAUACUUGUCGCACCUUAG